UUGAACGGCAGUUGUUUUGUGAGAAGAGAGAAGUCAGAAGAGAAGCUGAGAGACGCGCAGCUCCUGCGUCUUUUUUUUGUUUGUUGUGUACACAAAGUGGUGUACAAAACUUUUAACUCACACGGUUUUUGUAACAUAUCUCGAGGAGUAUCAACGGUCAGUAAUGGAUCCGUUUACUGAGAAACUGUUGGAGCGGACUCGGGCUCGCAGAGAAAACCUGCAGAAGAAAAUGUCAGAGAGACCAAAUGCAGUAAACAGACAGAUGGUCAAAAGGCCCAGGGAGCCACUGGCUGACACAAACAGUGUGAUCAGUGAGCCAGUGAUUGAGAAAGCUCCACAGGUGUCCUCCAAGCCUUCUCCCUCCAAACGCAGUCGCUCAGGGGAAAAUAUGCAGCUUGCAGCCGGCGAGGAGAACCAGGAGCCUACCAUGACUCGGGCCUUGACUCCCAUGCUCUCAGAUCCUCCCACAGACAAGAAACCCCCGACUGGACCCACCAGCGUCCGACCUUCUACCUCCCUGGAGAAAACGGCCACACGGCCUGUUGUUCAGUCUCAUCCAGGGCAGCUGAAAACUGCACAGCCGGAGCCAGAGAAGAUGGCCGUCACCCCAUCUCUUGAUCAUCAUAGCAGCAGAGAAGCAGAGACGGUACCCUGGAGUACAGCCCAGCAGAGGAACGAAGAGCACCUGGUGGAAGAUCCAGCUCCGUCUGCAGCGGGAAUGAAGUCUCGUUUACAGAGGCUGGCAGAGCAGCGAAAGUGUUGGGAUGGAAGUGCCGCCUCUGAUGAAGUUCCAGACUGUGCCCCCCUGUCUCUGAUGACGAGACAAGCUGAGAUCCCAGCAUCCGUCCCUCCCGCAUCCUCAGGAACUCCUCUGGGGAGGAAAGGACGACUGGCCAACCUCGCUGCCACCAUCGGGUCCUGGGAAGAUGAUCUGAGCCAUGCUAACAUUCCCAACGAGCAUGCAAAGGAGAAAGCUGGUACAGCUGCUCCUAAGUCAACUGUGAGAGAGGCUUCAGUGGCUUCCAGCACUAAACCAGGUGCGGCAGGCCAUGUGGUGGCCAGCUCAACUGCAAGCAGCAAGUCUACAUCCAGUUCUCAUCAGUUUGUGAGUUGUCCAGUAAAGCCCGGCCGAGUGGUUUUCCCAAGCCCUCAGAAGGCUGAUGUUCCUGCAGCCAAACCAGCACUUCAGUCAGUCUCCAGUCCACAGAAGAGCUCCAUCCAGACAAAAGCCUUCCCAUCCAGUCCCCAGAAGGCCGGCCCCUCCUCUUCAACAGCAGUUCCUCAAAGUCCCCUGAAGAACCCGGCCCUCUCUAGGGGUCUCAUCCCCUCCUCCAGCCCACAGAAGCCAGAACUCCGGACCAAACCCAAUAUUGUGGUCCCCCCUGUCACAGCUGGAACACCUGGUGUAAAAUCCUUCCUGGAGCGCUUUGGAGAGAAGUGUCAGGAACGCACCAACCAGAACUCCCCAGCAGGGGGCAGCAGUCAGCCCAAGACUCCCACUGCAACCCCAUCAUCAGCCACACCAAACACUCGUCUGGUCCAGGAGAGGCUCAGAGCUGCCCAGGCUGCAAACACAACCACAGCUGAUCUCACCCAAAGACAGAAACUGGAGCGAGAGACUGAGCUGGCUCAGAUUCGCAGCCGCUUCCAAAAGGGAAACAAUAUGUGGAAAAACAAAGACGAAGCAGCUGAAACCAACGAAAAAACCCAGGAAGUCAAGGAGCCGAUCUCUAAGCCUGUGGAGGUUAAAGUUGCCCCGAGUGAGCCACAGGAUAAACCUGCAGCUACUACUGAGAGAACAGACACACCCGCAAAGUGCAUCCCUAAAGCACCUUUUGGGUUGUUGGGCACUCCUCCAGCAUCCACAUCCAGUCCUCUGAGGGUGGUGGAAAGUAGAGAAGAAAUCGCAGAAGAGGAGGUGGUGAAGGAGAAAGAGAUGAAUGUGGACGGGUCCAUCAACUCUCAGGUGAUCAACGAUCUGUUUGAUGGGAUCGAUGACGAGGAGGAGGAGGAGGAAGAAGAUGCUCUGAAUAUCUCCUCCAUGUCCAUCCUCGCUCCGCUGGCAGAGACUGUAGCUGCCGUGGUGAAGAGUCCAAACAGAGGAAUGAUGACGUCAACUCCAGCCAGCUCGUUCAUCGUGAAGAACAACACCCCGGAAAGUGUUUUCAAACGAAGCAAGUUCCAGAGGACUAACAUGAUCCGGACCGCCUCCUCAGACAGCAUCGAGGCCAUAGACGAGGACCACAAACUGCCGUACAGCAUCGAUGCGUACAGGUCCAUCAGAGUGAAAGAGACAGAGAGACCUAACAUCAAACAGGUGAUAGUGAGGAAAGAGGAUGUUUCCAGCAGAGCCGAGGAGCCCCGAGGAUCCAGUCUCUUCAGUAUCAAACAGAAGAUGAAGAUUCUGACCAAUGAGUUGAACCUGCAGCAGACGGUCAUUCAUCAGGCCAGUCAGGCGCUGAACUGCUGCACAGAUGAAGAGCACGGCAAAGGAUCGCAGGUGGAGGCCGAGGCCGAGAGGCUGCUGCUGGUGGCAACCGAGAGGAGGGAGGCGUUGAAGGCAGAGCUGGACCGUCUGAAAGGAGACCCAGCGGGCCAGAAAAAGGCCCCCCCAGCCCCAGAACCUGCCGGCAUGUCCGCUUCUAAAGGCUCCAUCAGCCUGCAGGAGCUACGCCUGCCUCUCAAGGCAGAAUUUGUUUGCUCAACAGCCAACAAGCCAGAGUCCACCAAAUACUCCUUCUUCAUCAUGAUUCGAGCCGGAGCAGAGAACACGGUGGCCACGCCGUUAGCCAGCACACACCGCGGCCUCAGCGGGGACACACUCGCCUUCCCCACCAAGUUCAACAUUCCUGAGGUCUCCAGCAACUUUGAGGUUGAUAUCGAGGUCUAUGGCCUGGUGCAGAAGCCUGAGCUCAGCAUGGACAAGAAGAAAAAACAGAGCAAGUCGAAGGCGAUCACUCCUAAAAGAUUCCUUGCCAUCACUAAAAGUUCACAGACACCAGUUGUUGCGAGUCCAGGCGGCCCGAAUGCUGUUCGCACCAGUAACUUCGUCCUGGUCGGUUCACACAAGCUCACCCUGACGUCUAUCGGGAAAAACAAAUUCCCUCUGGAGAAGAUCAAAUAUGAAGGAGGUGAAAGAGAACUGCUCAGUGACAUGUUUCAUAAAAAGGUGCCGUUUCUGUGUCCAUUGGAGGGCCACGUCUUCCUGAAGAUGCAGUGUGAGGUGGGCUCAAAGGUGGAGGAGAAGGGCUUCCUGACGAUGUUUGAGGAUGUCAGCGGAUUUGGAUCGUGGCACAGGAGGUGGUGUGUCUUAUCAGGAUACUGCAUCUCCUACUGGACUUACCCCGACGAUGAGAAGCGCAAGAAACCCAUCGGUCGAAUCAACCUGGCCAACUGCACCAGCAAGAAGGUGGAACCAGUAAACCGAGAGUUCUGUGCCAGACCGAACACAGUGGAGCUCAUCACAGUGAGACCUCAGAGAGAGGACGACAGAGAGACACUGGUCAGUCAGUGCCAGAACACCAUGUGUGUCACCAAAAACUGGCUGAGUGCCGACACUAAAGACGAGAGGAAUCUGUGGAUGAGGAAACUGAACCAGAUUCUGGUGGAUCUGCGGAUGUGGCAGCCUGACGCCUGUUACAGUCCGCUGUAAUCUCUGCACUUUGUCACACCCAGCCCUUCUAUUUUGGACUGUCAAUAUCAGUGGCACGUGCAAAUACCAAGUGCAAUACACUCUAAGAAAUGUUAAAUAUUUUUGACUUGGAUGAGUAACCAGACGGAUUAGAUGUCGAGUAUAAGAGAGCAAAUAUAAGCCAUACACGUGGAACAUUUCAGUAUUCUGUGGAGGAGUCGGCGUUUUAUUUUUAAACAUUUUCACUCUGUUUGCUCUUAUGUUUGUCGGUGCUGUUGAGAAUAUUUUGUGUGCUUGACACAUAAUGCAUGGCUUUAAAAAUAUUUGGUUUCAAAGCUGAGAUCGUUAUAUAAAUGUUGAAAUGACCGAUGAAUAUUAAUUUUGAAGCACAACUGUUUUAUCACAUUUUAUCCUGCUCGAGCGCACAGAAAAAUACGGAUUCUUUUGGGGGGUGUUACUUUUAUAUAUUUAGCUUUUAUAACUCGCGGCAGGACUUUCAGGUCGGUUGUCUUCGGUGCCGUGCGCAGAUUUUUUUCCGUUUUUGACUUUUAUCGUGUUUGUAAUGUUUGUUCAAGUUCAUUUUAUUGUCACUGUGGAAGUAGAAAUGGAAAGCUACUCGAGGUCUGCUACAUAUUCAGCACAAUACAGCACACUGGUCAAUAUUUGUGUUUUUGUAUGCAAAAAAAAGACGAGUUUGAGGAGGAUCCUAGUUUCUUCCACAGCGUUGUGACUAUAAGAAGCUGACGUAGAUGAUGAUUUCACCCAUUGAUUUUGUUGGACUCAGGUUUUACAUGGUGUUGACAUUCAUACCGACCAGCCUGGUUUUCUGAAACCAUACGUACCCACAUUAGGAUGAGAGGGUGGAUCUGAGGGCUAGAGCAGUUUGAAAAGCUUACGUCCAAAGGGCUGCUAAGUUUUGGCUCGCGAGAAAACAGGCUACGGACCAAAUGUGUGACCAGAGUGUCUCUUAGUAAAAAUGAACACGUCUAAUUCAUCCUCCACUUUAUUUUGUCUUUUUUUACUCUGAAUUGACCAAUGAUUUAAUAAAUGAACAUCAUGCUGUUUUGAAGAAGACUCAAAGCUUGAGAUUGAGCCCCCAUAAAUGUUUGCGAAUAAAUUCACAAAAAUCUCAUUUAGUUUAGACUUCGAUACAAAUGCACUUGUCGCCACGUGCUGGUCGAUUUGAAGACUGCAGAUUAAACCUUUUUGCAUUGUCUGCAUGAUUCUGCAACAAAGGUUAUGGUACAAAUUGAAGCAUUUUGCAGAGUACGAAUAAAGUUUCCAUUGCCCUCUGGUGGACAAACUACGUAACAGCAACUUUAAAGCUUCGCUCACACGCUGACACACACACAUUGGUUUUCACAACAGAAACACCAGCUUAUUUAUUAACCAGCUGUUACUCAUGCAGCAACAUGAGUGAGUGAGGAGAAAAAGAAGACUACUUCUAUUCCCACCAUCAUUCUGCCUUUUAGGAUAUUUUAUGCACCCACUGUUUAUCCUGCUGUCUUCAGCAGCAAAUUCUGUCUUUAAAAUAACGUACCAGGAACAUGAUCCUGAAGAUUCAAAGCUCUGUCUGUUGUUUCAUUAUAAAAGGAGACUUCCAAAAGGUAA
This is a messenger RNA of Labrus bergylta (ballan wrasse), 5242 nucleotides long. It is a transcript of the gene anln, whose product is annotated as anillin, actin binding protein. Gene Ontology annotation, biological process: actomyosin contractile ring assembly; mitotic cytokinesis; septin ring organization. Lineage: Eukaryota; Metazoa; Chordata; Actinopteri; Labriformes; Labridae. Gene Ontology annotation, cellular component: actomyosin contractile ring. The record is from RefSeq and is a predicted model, not a curated record.